Molecule: messenger RNA, 1596 nt
Organism: Ctenocephalides felis (cat flea)
Lineage: Eukaryota; Metazoa; Arthropoda; Insecta; Siphonaptera; Pulicidae
Product: inositol-trisphosphate 3-kinase homolog
Exons: 7
Coding region: 264-1364 (366 amino acids)
Biological process (GO): inositol phosphate biosynthetic process
Cellular component (GO): nucleus; cytoplasm
Molecular function (GO): inositol tetrakisphosphate kinase activity; inositol-1,4,5-trisphosphate 3-kinase activity
Source: RefSeq, a predicted model, not a curated record
AUGGCGGUUACACAAAGUAUACAAAAAUCGUUCAGCGAUUUUUAUGCAAACAGCGAUUGCGGGAAAGGUUAAACUUUAUCUCGAAGGACUUUUAUGCAUUUCCGGCUUGGAAAUUUAGGAUAAAUUGUGUGUGAAUAAUUAAUAUAUUGUGUGCAGUGAGGACCUAAUCAAUUAUUUAUUUAUUUAUUUGCAAUAGUGAAUGCAGUGUUAAUUUUAGUGCAAGCGCUCAGAUUAUUAUGUGCGCUAGUUCAAUUUUUGUGUGAAUGAACGGCAUCAGGAUUAUAUUGAAAAGGUUUUGUGUCGCUCCUGGUGAUGACCCUGAGCAAAGACCACUUGGAAAAUACUGGACGAGUAGAAAACAUUCUCAUAGAAGCGAUAUGUCUCUCCUCAAAUUUUUAGCCAUCAAUGCUUUAGAAUUGAGCGCUCCAGCUAGUCCGGCACUUUUGCAAACGCGUAAUGGUGAAUGGAUCCAAUUGUCUGGACAUCCUGCUAGCAUUGCACCUUCUGCACCAGGAGCUGUUUGUAAGCGACUCUCCCGUGCUGAAGGAGAUCACGAAGCCCGCGCUUACCGUGAAUUGGCCGCCGAUCCCUUAGCAUCGCGAUUAGCUCCAGCCUAUUUGGGCGAAUUCUCCUCCGCGUCCAAUUCCGAAGACCGUUACAUUGAAUUGGAAGAUCUUCUCCAUGGAUUCCGAGAUCCUCAUGUAAUGGAUAUUAAGAUCGGACGACGAACAUUUUUGGAAAGUGAGGUCGGAAACUCGGAAGCGCGGAAAGAUCUUUUCAGGAAAAUGGUCGAGGUUGAUCCUGAGGCACCAACGGCCGAGGAAAAGGCAGCGGGGGCAGUUACCAAAAUGAGAUAUAUGACGUUUAGGGAGCAGUUGAGCAGCUCGCAAAGCAAGGGAUUUCGUAUCGAAGCUCUGAAAGUGCGCGGAUCAGCACCUCUAAGCGAUUUGAAACGAGUGCGCUCUCAUAGUGAUGUUGCACGAACUGUUUCCUUAUUCCUAGGAGGGGGCGGUCGUGCCAAGCGAUCUGAUGUUGCUUCUAAACUCCUUAAGAGACUUCGUGAAAUGAGAGAUUUAGCUGAGAGAUCCGAAUUUUUUGCCACACACGAAGUUGUAGGUAGUAGUGUGUUUGUAGCUUUUGACGAUACCAAGGUUGGUGCCUGGUUGAUAGAUUUUGCAAAAGCUAGAAGACUACCGGAAGGUGUAAGAGUAGAUCAUAGAUCACCGUGGACGCCUGGAAAUCAUGAAGAGGGCUUCUUGCAUGGCAUGGAUCAACUAAUUGAGGUUAUUGAAGAAGUCCACCAAUCAAUGACAUGUCCAUCGAUCAAAAAUUGUUCAUCUCGCUCUGCAACACUUGUAUCAUGAGCAAUUAAGAUGGAUGAAUAAUAAAUACUCAAUUGCAUGUUACUUGAACAUUAUCUAACCGUGAGGUGCUUCUGCGAAUAAAUGAUAGUACAAAACAGUUUUGUGGAUUUGACAUCAAUGCGUUUUCAUAGAAAUAUGAAUCCGUGUUUACUAGUGACGGUUUAUAACUUUUAUAAAGUUGUAAUAUUAUUACAAAUUUGCGUUUUAUGGACAAAUGUGGUUAAAACAAAAU